This is a messenger RNA of Austrofundulus limnaeus, 642 nucleotides long. It is a transcript of the gene hsd17b10, whose product is annotated as hydroxysteroid (17-beta) dehydrogenase 10. NCBI's taxonomy places the organism in Eukaryota, Metazoa, Chordata, Actinopteri, Cyprinodontiformes, Rivulidae. The record is from RefSeq and is a predicted model, not a curated record. Gene Ontology annotation, molecular function: estradiol 17-beta-dehydrogenase [NAD(P)+] activity. Gene Ontology annotation, cellular component: mitochondrion. Gene Ontology annotation, biological process: androgen metabolic process; estrogen metabolic process; fatty acid metabolic process.
GUCACGUCGGAGGCAGAUGUGCAGUCAGCAGUGGCUCUGGCCAGAGAGAAGUUUGGGAAGCUGGACAUUGCAGUUAACUGUGCCGGCAUUGCUAUUGCUUWUAAAACGUACAGCUUCAACAAGGACUUCCCCCACCGUCUGGAGGAAUUCCAGCGUGUUCUUAAUGUGAACACCGCAGGAACCUUUAAUGUGAUCCGCCUGGCUGUGGGUGAGAUGAAGAAGAACAAGGCGGAUGCAGAUGGACACAGAGGCUGCAUCAUUAACGCUGCCAGUGUGGCAGCUUUCGAUGGACAGACCGGACAAGCAGCCUACGCUGCUUCUAAAGGUGGCAUCGUUGGAAUGACCCUCCCCAUUGCACGAGAUCUGGCACCAAUGGGCAUCAGAGUUGUCACCAUAGCUCCUGGGUUAUUCGCCACUCCUCUCCUGAGCAGUCUGCCAGAGAGGGUCCAAUCCUUCCUUGCACGCCAGGUGCCCUUUCCUCCUCGCCUGGGAGACCCCGCGGAGUUUGCCCACUUGGUGACAGCGGUGGUGGAGAACCCUAUGCUGAAUGGGACGGUCAUCAGACUGGAUGGAGCCCUCCGCAUGCAGCCCUGAUUCUGUGUGUUUGUAUCAACAUGUCAGGAUAAAACUAGUGUCAUCUGC